UCUGUCUGAAGUUUCUCAAAAUAACCAGAUCAAAGUAAUCCUUAGAGCAAUGAGGCACAUUUUGGGGUGGUAUAUUCUGAUCUCCCACAGGUGAAUUUUUGGCUGGCACAUUUUCAUGUCUUAAAACACAUACAAAAUGUUUUAAAAACAGAGAACAGUUUAAGCUAGAAAUUUUCAUUGCCUACUUAACAUAAAAAGCAUCAAACAUUCAAUAUUUGAGAGCAGAAUGGUUUUCAUUCAUUUUUGGACUAGCUAAAUAUAGUUUCUUGCAUAUAUGUUUAUGCUAGGUUCUGUUGGACACAUUUACUAAUAAUCAAUAAAAUUACACUAAAUAUGGAGAAAUUGAGUUAUAAAUUCCUUGUAAAAUACAUUUACUUGUUUACACAGCACUGGAGAGCAUGGAAGGAUAUUAUUAUAGAGACAAUGUUUCUGUGGAAGAAUUUCAAGCCCAGAUAAAUGCAGCCUCAUUGGAAAAGGUCAAACAAUAUAACCAGAAGCUCAGGGCAUUCUACUUGGACAAGUCAAAUUCACCGCCAAACUCCACAUCCAAAGCAGCCUAUAUAGAUAAGCUGAUGAGGCCUCUCAAUGCUCUGGAUGAACUGUACCGACUGGUGUCCUCGUUUAUCAGAUCCAAGCGCACAGCUGCCUGUGCGAACACGGCCUGCAGCGCCUCUGGAGUUGGCCUGCUGUCCGUCUCCUCGGAGCUGUGCAGCAGGCUGGGAGGCUGCCACAUCAUCAUGUGCAGCAGCGGCGUCCACCGGUGCACCCUAAGCGUGACACUGGAGCAAGCCAUCAUUCUGGCCAGAAGCCAUGGACUGCCUCCCCGAUACAUUAUGCAGGCUACAGACGUGAUGCGGAAGCAAGGAGCCAGAGUUCAGAACACAGCAAAGAACCUGGGAGUCAGAGACCGAACCCCUCAGUCUGCCCCAAGGCUGUACAAGCUGUGCGAGCCGCCUCCCCCAGCUGGAGAAGAGUGAAAAGGAUUCUCAAGGAACCCGGCAGCCAGAAGCUUCUUGGUGCUGGACUAGACAAACUGCAGGCUGGUUAAACUUUCUCCGCUGAAGAUAAAGACUUUUAUUUUUUUCUCUAAAUCUUUCACCCGGGUGUAAAUAACUGGUGUUCAGUUUGUACUUGGAUACACAUAUUUAUGCUGGGAAUGGAUAGUUCAUUGAUUCAGAUGCUUCAGCUUCACAGACUGAUCUCCUUAGGUAUUGAUAGCAAAUACCCAUCGUUAGGGCAAAAUCCAUCCUUGGAACUUACAGAAAAAAAUAUCAAAGAUUAAAAAAUUGACCAAUGUGCCUCCCCUUCUGCUCUUUAAAAUUAUUUUAUCAUGUUUGGUUUCCUCUUCCCCAAGUGGGCACCUGUAAUAAUGCACAGUACCACUUGAGGAAGCGUGGCCACACUUUGAAAAUCCUCCUGAAAAAGCAUUAAGGACAGUACAGACCCAGUGGCAUAGAUCUUCAAACACCACCUGCAUCAGCGACAGUCAUUUCUGUGUGACAGAUGAGAAAGCUGAACCCCUUCUCUGAGGGCUUAUUUCUGAGUAAAGGAAGAGAAGUGAUUGAGGUAAAUUUCCCUCCAGCUGUUUUUGAGUCUACUUUAUGCUCAUGGACAAUGCCCACCACCCUGUGCUGUCCCUGGUCUCUGCAGUGGGCCUGGUUUCCUUGGGCUGGGUGCUAUGCCAUUGGUGGCCCUGGGUACCAGGGAGGGACAGGGAGGAGGACCAGGGUACAGAGGAGAAAAGGAAACUCAUUUAAAAACUCAACCUUUAACCUAGAUAACUAAAACUCUUAAUUUUAUGAAGGCUGUGAUAUGAAAUGUCAGAUUCUUAAAAAAGAAUACGCUAUCGUGAGAAUUUUUCUAUCAGAGUAUGUGUAUAACAUAUGAAAGUAAAGCUUUAUUUGUACUUUAAUAGGACUACUGGGGACCUUAAUAAUUUUAUAGAACCACAGGUGUAUUCUAGCCUCAUUCGAAAGUGUAUGUAAUGCUAUCACUUCUAUGUUGAUACAAUAACGUUUUUAGUAUAGUGAAUACAGUAAUACUGAUUUUAAAUCCAUAAUUUUCAAAACCAUUAAAACAAUCUUAUUAGGAUAAUUGUAUGGAUUUAGACUCGCAUGUGAAAUGCU
Messenger RNA from Otolemur garnettii (small-eared galago), 2126 nucleotides. RefSeq names its product phosphatidylinositol 3,4,5-trisphosphate-dependent Rac exchanger 2 protein-like. The transcript is spliced from 6 exons. Gene Ontology annotation, cellular component: cytoplasm. The record is from RefSeq and is a predicted model, not a curated record. Gene Ontology annotation, molecular function: phosphatidylinositol-3,4-bisphosphate 4-phosphatase activity. NCBI's taxonomy places the organism in Eukaryota, Metazoa, Chordata, Mammalia, Primates, Galagidae. Bases 399 to 977 code for a protein of 192 amino acids.